UUGUUUCUCAUUCAUUUCCAUGGACCUCAGCCAUUGACUGCUUCAGAUUUGGAUCAUUGUAUUGUGCAAAUAAAAAAAGGAACCAUUUUUUUGUAUGGCAUAACAAAAUAAUUAAGCCCCACCUGGUCUUUGGAUCUUUUAUUAAGUUUCAUAUAUAGAUAGAUUGUGCUGCAGAUCUAUUGAAAUAUGCCAAAAUAGUAGGUUUUGAAAUUAUGGAUUUUUUUGAGAAACCCGAAGCUCAGCUUUUUAUUGGGGUUGCCGUUGCUCUGCUCGCUGCUGCCGCUGCAGCCUAUGUAUACUCUUCCAAGAAGCCCAAAGGUGUUUUGGAUCCUGAGAAAUUCAAGGAAUUCAAGCUCGUGAAGCGUACACCUUUGAGUCCUAAUGUGGCAAAGUUUAGAUUUGAACUUCCAACACCCACUUCUGUUUUGGGCUUACCCAUUGGACAGCACAUUAGUUGCAGGGGUAAAGACAGUCAAGGUGAAGAGGUUAUUAAACCAUACACUCCAACUACCUUGGACUCUGAUGUUGGAUAUUUUGAAUUAGUCAUUAAGAUGUAUCCACAAGGAAGAAUGUCUCAUCAUUUCCGAGAGAUGCGUGUGGGUGAUUAUAUGGCUGUCAAGGGUCCCAAGGGUCGUUUUAAGUAUCAGUCUGGCCAGGUACGUGCUUUCGGGAUGCUUGCUGGAGGCUCCGGCAUUACCCCAAUGUUUCAGGUUGCUAGAGCUAUUCUUGAAAAUCCGAACGACAAGACGAAGGUGCACCUUAUCUAUGCCAAUGUAAAAUUUGAAGAUAUUCUUUUAAAGGAAGAGUUGGAUGGACUUGCUGCUAGCUAUCCCGAUCAGUUUAAAGUUUACUAUGUGCUAAACGAGCCCCCUGCAGUAUGGAGUGGUGGUGUUGGUUACGUAUCAAAGGAAAUGAUCCAAUCCCACUGCCCUGCACCCGCAUCUGAUAUUCAGAUACUGAGAUGUGGGCCACCACCGAUGAACAAAGCCAUGGCUGCUCACCUUGACGCAUUUGGUUACACAUCAGAGAUGCAAUUCCAAUUCUAGAACCUGUGGUUCGAGUGUUCUUUCUUCUUCAAAAUGUUGCAUUAGGACAGUGUGCUUCUCUGCAAUAAUAAUUGAGAUCCUUGAUGGGCAAUGGAUUUUAUUAUAUUUCAAGCAAUUGCCAAGAUUUGGAUAUGAAUUUUGAGUUAUAAAAAGGCUGAAAAUAACUCUAGGCUUUUUACUGA
Cuscuta epithymum is the source of this 1228-nucleotide messenger RNA. The record is from the annotation of a GenBank genome assembly. NCBI's taxonomy places the organism in Eukaryota, Viridiplantae, Streptophyta, Magnoliopsida, Solanales, Convolvulaceae.